This is a messenger RNA of Scleropages formosus (Asian bonytongue), 1955 nucleotides long. RefSeq names its product probable G-protein coupled receptor 132. The coding region runs from base 333 to 1313 and encodes 326 amino acids. The transcript is spliced from 2 exons. Gene Ontology annotation, biological process: G protein-coupled receptor signaling pathway. Gene Ontology annotation, molecular function: G protein-coupled receptor activity. NCBI's taxonomy places the organism in Eukaryota, Metazoa, Chordata, Actinopteri, Osteoglossiformes, Osteoglossidae. Gene Ontology annotation, cellular component: membrane. The record is from RefSeq and is a predicted model, not a curated record.
GAGAGGAACCUCUCAGCUGAAAAGAGACGGAAGACAAAUGGUGUCACUCGCAGCUGGGCAGAUAUCAUCGCACAGAAGAUUGCUUGCAUGAAGACUUCCUUUGUAGGGGCAUGGAUUGCGUUUCCACAUGCUGCUCAUUCUUACAAUAUUUGCUGGUGGAGUGAACACUGCCGUUUUCAGAAUACGGAAUAUAACUGCUUUUCUGACACUGGUGAAUCUGUUCGAGGGUUCUGCUGACUUUUAUCACACAGGAUCAAAGCUAGAACAAGUUUAUCGUAAGCUGAUCUCUUUUAAAGGUUUCCAUUCAGCCUAAAUUUGGUGGCUGCUGAAGAAUGGAGAAUAAAACCUGCAACUUCAGCCUUCAUGUGGAUAUUGUAGGCCUAAAAAGCAUCUAUAGCGUGGCCUUCUCACUGGGGUUGCCCAGCAAUCUGCUGUCCCUCUGGGGACUCUACAAAGUGGGUCUUUCCAAUGGAGGCAUCCAGCUGGUCUUUCUGUUCAACCUCAUGCUGUCAGACCUGCUGCAGCUACUCACCUUACCUCUCUGGAUGCUCUACUUGGACAAGAGGCACCACUGGGAGUACAAAUCAUUCACCUGCAACUCCUUGGCGUAUAUCUUCUAUGUCAACCUUUACGCCAGCGUGGGCUUCCUGUGCCUCACCGCCCUGGACCGUUACCUGGCCAUUGUUCACCCCCUGAGCAGUCGUGGUGUCCGCCAGGUCCGGGUUGCCAUUGUGUCUGGACUGGUCAUCUGGAUCUCCAUGUUCUUCUUCUGCAUGACAGGACUGUACCCCACAGUGUACGACGACACAAGCUGCCUCUGCCUUGAGAAUUAUCCUGUUACCCAGAGAUAUGCCUGCUUUAAGAUUGCAACUGUGAUACUGGGCUUCCUUCUGCCUUGUGCAGUCCUAGGUUACACCUCCACUCGCAUAGCCGUUGCCCUGCGGAACUCCCCUUCCAUCCUUGACAACGACCGCCACAAAAUUGUGGGAACCCUCAUCAUCAUCAUUGUAAUCUUUGUUGUCAUCUUUGGGCCCUAUCACCUGGUAGGUGCCUAUAAGUUUGUAGCAUUCUUCUUGGUUGAGGACAAAUGUCAACUGGAGCAGGCGCUUUUCCUGUGCUACCGCCUGUGCUACGGGCUGACCAGCCUCAACAACCUCCUGAAUCCUCUCCUCUACAUCUUCAUGUGCACUGAUACCCGACACAAGCUCAAGGAGUCCCUGCCCUGCCUGGGUUGCAGUAAAGACACCGGAGAGAAGACGCCAGCUGAGAUCAAUGACAGGAACACAGCGUUGACCUGUGAAACAAAAAUGUAAACAUCAAGAGCUCCCAAAGUUUUGCACCAGUGAGUUUCCACAAGGCCUACAGCACGGAUGCAGGUUGGUGUCACACCUGUACCAAACUGGCCAAAUCUGUGAGAAAGAGGCCUGGGAAACACAAACUGGUCCUCAUUGUCUUGGGUGCAUGAAGUAUCUGAGGAAAUCUUCCCCUUGUUGCACAGCGAUGAGAGUUUGCAGUCAGCCAGGUGGAUACUGAGCUGUGCACAGAAUCAUGCCAGUAGGACUCUGUACCACAAGCAGAUCUAGCUUGCAGUAUUAUUGUCUUAUUACUUGUUUUGUACAUAUCACUUUGUGAUCAACGUAUUAAGUAAGGUAAAUAAAGCAAAUGCAUCAGAUGACUUAAACGUUUAAAUUGCCACUAGUGUUUGCCACUAAUUUGCUGUGUUGAACAUAUCACAUGGGUUGUGUUGCUGUAUAUUCUGUAGUUCUUCUGUAAUUCUUCUCCUGGUGCAGCUGUCUAUCACUAUCCAUGUAUAAAAUAUUAUCUUGGUGAGGUUUACUUCUGUUUUAUUAUCUAACAAAUAUUUAAAUAAUGUUCAGUCUAAUGUCAAAUAAAUUUUAUAAAGUACCAGUCCAAAGGUUAAGUAAAGUUGCUGUAAAGUUUUUUUUUUCUUUCAA